AUGAGAGGCUUAUGGACUCAAGCGUCUCGACCCAGACUGAGAAGCUCUCACUACCACUGUUCCGCAGACUCCAUCAGCUCGAUGCUUGUUCGGAAGACCACUACCAGACCUCCACGACGCCGGCCAGGCUUCGGUGACGCUUUUACGGUCCUGCUGACCCCUGUCCUUGCGGCCGCACUGUUCGUUGACACAAGUUGGAAGGCAAAACAGAGGAAAGAUUGGGAUGAAAGGCUCGCCGCCAUCAACAAUGAAAUAGAUACACUCAAGGAGAGGGAACGGCAACUCCGGAGUACCAUCCAGCUCCGUAACCCUCUGUCAGGACUAUCUCAACAGCGAAGAUACUAUGCGACGGCCGUGCAGGCGCGGGUGGAGGACGAUGAGAUCCCCGGAGAAAUUGAGAUGCCAAUUUGGCCGGCAGACCUAGGCCAGGAAGACGGUGUGCUGCAAGAAGAGAAGAUACCAAUACGACAAGUGCUGUCUGCACGCGAGUUCUCGGCUGAGCAGUUAUCCAACUUCAAGCGCUACCAUCGCCUGAAUGCGAUCACUCUAGCUUUGAGGAUGCUCCUGCACCUCCGUGUUGGGCCCAACCAUUUCUACUCGAUUGUUCCAUCGGAUGACCCAAUCGACAGCACGACCCUCGAAACCCCUGAAGAUAUCAGCGCUCUUUCAGACACCAAUCGCUUGGCCGAGAUGCUCGCUCUGACACGAAAACAGAUGCGAUCGUUGGGAAAUCUGGAAGACCUUUUCUAUGUGGCACCCCGCAUUCAAGCGCAGGCGGCUAGAGGCGGUCUUCAGCAAGCCAUAAAAGAGCUGACCACUGAAUUCGAUGCCGGGCGUAUAUCAUUGACUGGGCUGAUUGACGGUUAUGGAAAGGCGGUGCUACACACAGAUGAAGUUCCCUCUGUCUCCGUUUACGUUAUGCUCAUUCGGUCUCUUUCAAAAGUCGGGAGCCACAGUCUAGCUUACCACGCCGUGGCCGCGCUGAAGAGGAGUACACUUCCACUCUCGGACCCAGCAAUCUUCUACAUGCUCUUGCAGAUUGGUCGAGCCUGCGACUCUCGGUCACUAAAUCAUAUGCUACACUUCAUAGCAAAGGCAGAUAAUCCUCUCAACGUUAUCCACAAGUGGGAAAAGACACGCGUCAACGGAAUGGACCUCCCGGUUCCGACUACUCUGAAUCCACGACUUCUCAUGGUCUUGGUCUACACCUCCCUGAGAUGCGAGCAACCGACACGAGCAGAAGCAUGGUUAACCCUCCUGCGUGAAGCAGAUUAUGGGAGCAUGUGGAAAGAUGACCUCUUCAGAAGCUUUCUGGCCUACUACUCUCAGCAUGGAAACUGGGACGAGGGCAAAAAAUGGUUACAGCGAUCUGUCCAACACGCACUGACAAUCGCGAGCCAGUCGGUUGACCGACUUGCACGUGUGAUCUACCGUAUGCUGGAUCUCUGUGUGCGUUGCUGCAAACUUGCAGAAUAUACAACGAUCCUUGACGCGGCAGUUGAUGCGGGCAUUGGGCCGCCACUUGUCGAUAAAACCCAGAAUGAUCGCAGGACAUUCCACCCGCGGACUCGAAGCAUCCUUCUUGAGUGGGAAUCUCUUCCUCUCCCGGACAACGUUGACGAGUGCCCUGCACAGGAAAAGGCAAGAUCGUUUCAAUUGGCAUGCAGGCCUUUGAUGGAAGAGCUUUCUGGAUCCCCUUACAAAGCCCCGACCUCCCAAGAGAAAGGGGAUAGCGAGCUGGUGCUGAUGGCGCCCACGGCCCAAAGCCCCAGUCUCCGUUAUACCGUACGCAGAAUGACGCCGGAUAUUCCAGACGCCAGUGCCAGUGGAUAUUCGUCUGUUGAGCUGGAUAAAUUACAGAGCAAAUUCCUGCAGCAAGAAGCCGUGAUUUCCCAGUUAAAAACAAAGCUUGACCUUACGGAACUACGACAGAAGUCUUAUCAACAAGAAACAGCUCAGAGAGCACAAAGAUGGAUCAGAAGCACUUCGGCACUGGCACACGAGUUGCGGGAAUCGAAGGAAGACUAUGAAAAACUUCGGAAGCAGAAUGAGUUGUAUGAGAAGGAGUGCGCGGAUAUGCGAGCAGAGAUGUCAGCAUUGAAAGCUGUUGCAGACCAGUGGAUGCAGCAACGACAACAGCAGGCGGAACAGAAUGCCUCAUUUUCGACAGGGCUGUCUGAAGACAAGAAUGCGGGUGGUGAAUCGCAGGAGAUGGGGCAGGAAAAGGAAGUGUCGUCUCUACAGGGAACAAAACGAGCACCAAUCAGGGCACAAACCUCCCGGGAACCCACAGUCUCAACCAAAUCAGUCGAAACUCCUGCGGCUCGGCGAUACCGUUCAAAAAUGGGUACCCCCCUGACCGAUCCAGCGGAGGUCAGAAUUCAAACCUACUCGAAAAACUUCGACAAAGAUGCUAGACCGCGAACCUUUAAAAGGGUUCAUGUCAAGAUGCGACCGGCUCCAGACUCAUCUUCGAUACCUUGA
Molecule: messenger RNA, 2484 nt
Organism: Fonsecaea nubica
Lineage: Eukaryota; Fungi; Ascomycota; Eurotiomycetes; Chaetothyriales; Herpotrichiellaceae
Exons: 1
Coding region: 1-2484 (827 amino acids)
Source: RefSeq, a predicted model, not a curated record